Molecule: messenger RNA, 243 nt
Organism: Oikopleura dioica
Lineage: Eukaryota; Metazoa; Chordata; Appendicularia; Copelata; Oikopleuridae
Source: the annotation of a GenBank genome assembly
AUGAUUCGGAUGCAGAGAAUAUUUCGCCUCUUCGCGACGCCCUUAGUCGUGACCUUUUUCGUCAUUUAUUAUAAAGAAGCUACAUAUGAUCGAAACACCAAGGACUUCAGCUUUGAUCCAAUUCCUGACUCCGUAACAGUCGAUACUCAUGGAAUCGCGGAGAACUUUGGGAUCAAUCCGGGCCCAGAAAAGAAGGAAAAGAAGAAAGAUGAUGGUUUUGCGAGAGUUCAGGGAAGGAGUUAA